Messenger RNA from Blumeria graminis f. sp. triticale, 1335 nucleotides. NCBI's taxonomy places the organism in Eukaryota, Fungi, Ascomycota, Leotiomycetes, Helotiales, Erysiphaceae. The record is from the annotation of a GenBank genome assembly.
AUGGAUCCAUAUAGCUCUAUGGAUGAUGCUACGGCGGCUUUAAUCAUCCAACUACAAAUACAAGAAACACAAGAAUUACUUGACGCAGAAGACGACAAGGGGAAAGGACGAGAAAACGACAAAAGCGACGUCAAGAUAGCUUUACAAUCUUACUUACAAGACUUGGAAGCUAACCAUGCCUUGGUAACUGAUCGUGUUUUGACAAAAAGAAUCGGAGAAGGCCUUGAAAUAGAUGGAGACGAAGCCACAGCAGACCCAUAUGCUGAGACAUUAGCAAAUGACGACGGAGAAUGUCACUCGGAGAAUGGCGAAUUUCAGCCAAGCAACCCCUUUGUGGCAGGUGCACACCCGAGCUCGCUGGACUCCAGUGGCCUGAACAACUACGAAUUUUCCUUUAACUAUCCCAGACUAGAUAGUAGCUCAAAGACAGGGGCUUGUUCGAGUACUUCAAAAUCCAGAGCGGAAUCAUCCCGGCGUAUCAUCCCCUUAAAAUCGAGCGAAGUACCGCGCAACAAUUGUACUGCCUGUCAAAACCUACUCCCAUCAAAUAUAUUGGUUCGUUGUCCUUGCAGUCAUGACUAUUGUGAGGAUUGUCUAUCGGAUCUAUUUCGGGCAUCCAUAACUGAUGAAAGUCUAUUUCCGCCUCGAUGCUGUAAGCAGCCGAUCGUUCUAAACAGUAGAGUUUCCGAAAUCCUGUCAUCAGAACUCGUUGACCGUUUUGAGGAAAAGAAAAUUGAAAUAGAGACCCCAGAUCGUACCUACUGCUCAAACCAGUUAUGUUCAGCUUUCAUUCGAAUGGAAUUUAUUGCCGAAGAGAAAGCUGAGUGUAAAAAGUGCGGAACGACAACAUGUAUUAUAUGCAAGGGUGCAUCUCACAUUGGGGAUUGUCCCUCUGAUAAGUCUCUUAACCUCCUACUUGAGCUUGCUGAGGAGAGGGGUUGGCAACGCUGCUACAAUUGCCGGCGUGUUGUUGAGCUAGAGAUUGGCUGCAAUCAUAUGACGUGCCCUUGUGGCUCGGAAUUCUGCUACGUAUGCGCUGAGCGGUGGAAGACCUGUGGAUGUGAACAAUGGGACGAAGAAAGACUUCUUGCCCGCACAAAUGCUAUUGUGGCUCGUCAACCUGUCGCUUUUGAAGAUGAUUUAUUUGUUCUUGAUCACGCGGCAGACGUAAUGCAGAAUCUCCGUCUUCGGCACGACUGUGACCAUGAACAGUGGCGCUGGGUCAGAGGUCACCACCGUUGUGAACUCUGUUAUCACACACUACCUUCCUACAUUUUCGAGUGCCGUGAGUGUGCCAUACAAAUUUGCAACCGAUGUCGUCGGAACAGGAUUUGA